Ectocarpus sp. CCAP 1310/34 is the source of this 360-nucleotide messenger RNA. NCBI's taxonomy places the organism in Eukaryota, Phaeophyceae, Ectocarpales, Ectocarpaceae. The record is from the annotation of a GenBank genome assembly.
AUGGCUUCCGAGGACGUCACACGCAAUUACCGCGGCUACCCGGAGCCCCCUUCGCGGGGUUUGGUCGCACAGUGGGUCAAGAAGGCGUGGGAUGCCUUGACCGCGGAUGAAAUCCGCUCGAGCUGGAGGAAGGCUGGCCUGCUGCCGCCCUUCGACGGGUCGGAAGACGAGGCCUGGACCAAUAAGGAGCUCGGCGCCAACGCCAAGGGGGAGCCCAUCGGCGCGCCAUCGGACGCUGCGGACAAGGCUGACGCGUCGUCCGGAGGCGAGAACUUGCUGGAGGUGUUGGACAUCGAGGAUGAUGACGACGCGGGCGUGGUGGUGGUGGACGUGAGCGACGACGAGGGCGAGGAGCUGUGA